AUGAAGAGUGCAGAAGAUUAUAGUAAUUCAAGCAAUCAUUUAUUUAAUGUUUCAAAGUAUUAUUUUGAGAAGUUCUUGUUGUUGGAGGUCCUGGUUGGGAUUUUCCUCUAUAUAAACUGCUUAAUGAUAUUCACAUUUCUGAAAAAGGAGGCGUUUAGAGAAGAAACUCGAUACAUUUUGUUUGCACAAACACUGUUUGUGGACACUGCUUUCAUACUGUUAUCUGGCUUGCUUACUAUUGUGAGUUAUUUCCAGUACCCCAUGCACAUGAUUAUUUGUACUCUCAGUUUCCUAAUUCAGUCUAUUUUCACCUGUUGUACACCACUGACUUUGGUGGCUAUGUGUUUGGAACGCUAUGUGGCUAUAUGCAUGCCUUUGAGACAUGCAGACAUUUCCACCAACAGGACCAGAUUAUAUGGGCUUCUUAUCAUAUGGAGUGUCAGUUCUAUAAUUCCAGUGUUCAGUGUUAUAGGAUAUUGGGCAGUAGCCCCAGCUGCUGCUCUAUUCUCCUAUGCAGUUUGUAAUUCAGAGAUAAUGUUAGUCCAAGAAUGGCAGGCACAUGGUCGUGCCAUAAUUUUCAUUAUCCUUUUCAUUUUUAUGUCUAUUAUCAUUGUGUUCACCUACAUCAAGAUAAUGAUUGCAGCCAGAGCUGCAUCUUCGGAGAAAAAGAAAUCCACCAAUAAGAGUCUCAGAACUGUGCUGCUUCAUGCUGUUCAACUGUUUCUGUGCAUGAUACAGUUUUUUAACCCAUAUAUAGAAAUGGCAUAUUUCAAAGUUGAAGAAAUCACAUUUAAGAAUAUAAGAUAUUCUAAUUUUAUUGUUUUUUUGUUUUUACCACGUAGUCUUAGUCCAUUGAUUUAUGGUGUCAGAGAUGAAAAGUUUUUCCUUGUUUUUAGACAUUACGCUUUGUGUGGUACUGACCACCUUUUCUCAACAUUGUUUGAAAUCAAACAAGUGAAAAUAAGACCAAUUUAA
This is a messenger RNA of Ictalurus punctatus (channel catfish), 975 nucleotides long. RefSeq names its product odorant receptor 131-2-like. NCBI's taxonomy places the organism in Eukaryota, Metazoa, Chordata, Actinopteri, Siluriformes, Ictaluridae. Gene Ontology annotation, cellular component: membrane. The record is from RefSeq and is a predicted model, not a curated record. Gene Ontology annotation, molecular function: G protein-coupled receptor activity. The transcript has a single exon. Bases 1 to 975 code for a protein of 324 amino acids. Gene Ontology annotation, biological process: G protein-coupled receptor signaling pathway.